This is a messenger RNA of Loa loa (African eye worm), 303 nucleotides long. RefSeq lists its product as hypothetical. Bases 1 to 303 code for a protein of 100 amino acids. The record is from RefSeq and is a predicted model, not a curated record. NCBI's taxonomy places the organism in Eukaryota, Metazoa, Nematoda, Chromadorea, Rhabditida, Onchocercidae. The transcript has 5 exons.
AUGGAAUCACGGUUAACCCCAUAUGCAGAGGAGAAAAUUCCUCGUGUACCAUUCGACGCCGCCCGAGCAGGUAUUUCGUUGUUAAUUCCAUGCAAGUUCUACUUAUCUACCGCAGUGAACGAUAAAAUGCAGACUCUGGAAAAUAAACAGAAAAAUAAGGACAAAGAAGCCUUGAAAAUAUUCCAGAUAAUCCAAACUCCAGAAAAUGGAUAUUUCCCAAAUAAUCUCCGGAGAAAGAAAAAUUAUGUGCAUUAUGAAUAUGAAACACCAGGAGAAUAUCAUAUUCAAGCGAUACACAAGUAA